CAGGGCACCAGGAGGAAAGCUCUGCUCCACCAGCCACACAGGAAAAACAAAACCCCCAGCUACAAAGCGGAACUGUUGAGUGGAGCAGCCAGGCACAAGGGACCUGCUGCCUGCAGGAAGGGCAGAGGAAGCAGGCCGAGGUUUGCUCUGCCUCCUGUGCUCGUCAUUCCUUGUGCUCCAAUGCCUGCCGCUGCCGUGGGGUCCAGCCAUGUCCCCUGGGGAAGGUGCUGCUCUCCCACCUCUCUCUGGAGGGCAGAGCCCCACGUGCUUUGUCCCCAGGGUGGCUGGGACAGGGCUGACCUCGAGCCCUUUGCCCUUUCUAGCCCAGGGGAGCAUGAGAACAUCCCGGGGGCUCCCAGCUGGAGGGAGGGCUUGGCUUGGGACAGCGGGUCCCCAGAAGGGAUGGGCUCAGUGGCAGCUGGGUGAGCUGUGUCACGUUUGCCCACAAAUGGUGGCUUAGCAUGAGAGCAUCUGGCCAAGGGGCAGGUUUGGUGGGACCCAGGGAAGGCUCCUGUAACCCCUGAGCUCAUAAGUGAGGAGCAAACACCGUGGCUGUUCCUUAUCUCCAGGUGAGCAGGUUUGGUGGCUGGAGCUCUGCUGGGCACAUCCUGGGGUCCAGGCUGUUGGUACAUCCUGGCCUGUACAUCUGAGAGCUUCUCAACACUUUGGGAACCCUGACUGUGGCUGGGUUUUCUCUGCAGUGGAUAGGGAAUUCAGAAAGUUUCAAGAUUGAAACUUCCUCUUCCUCUGCUAGGACUGUGAGAUGAGCCUUGAAGCUGUUUGUGAACCCUGCACACAGUUUCAGCAAGGAGCAGCAGCCUGUCAGAACAGAUGAGCAGUUACCAACUGGGUUGCUGGAUCCUGCUGUGCCCUUUGUGCCAUGAUUGAUGUCUGAAAGAGGAAAAGGUCCCUUUUGCUCUGAGAGAGAUGCCAGCCCUGCUCACUGCUUGCUGGUGGGCAGUGUGAGGAGUAGUCAUCUGAUUUCCCCACAAGGAAUGAUGACACCCCAGGUUCCGUAUGAUCCUUGUGCCAUCUUCGUCAGCCCAUGUGUCAUUGACUCAUUUUUUUUCAGCUGUGUGUCAUUAAAAUAAGCCUUCUCUGCAACAGGAAUAAUACCAGAAAAAGUGUAAAGCCCAAGCAGUGCUGUGCAUCCUGGCUGUUCUUUGGUGCUGUUAUUGCCCAGGCUUCACUCAUGAGGUUUUGCACACUUCAGGGAUUGCCAGCACUGCUGAUCUGAAUUGCCUUAAAGCAUCUUGGGUUUUGAGUCCUGGCUCUCGAGGUGCUGCCUUGGUUUCCUACCCUGCCUCUCCCAACAGCCACAUCCUGGAUCCCCUCAGAGCAAUAAGACACUGGAACAUGGAGAGCUCUUGGGCAAGUCUGGGGCACCUCACUGCCACUGGGAUGAGAGCCCGUGUUUACUGUGGAGACUUUCUGUUCCCAAAGGUGCACAGAAGCAUGGCAGACCUGUGGUGGAUUUACUCCAAACCUGUCCCAGCAGAUGGCAGAGAGCUAUGGACCUUGUUCCUGCAGUGUUCCUGCAUUACAGCAGUGAUAGGAGGCCUCUUUUACAACUGGAUGUUUGCUUCCCUGGAGUACUCCUGGCACCUCUCCGUUGCCAUGGCCAUCUCUUUCAGUCUGCUCCUCCUCCUGACUCUCCUUUUGGUGCAUCCUGCCCGUUGUGUCUUCAGCAUGAUCAUGCCCACGUUAGGCACCAAGCAGGGCCGGAAGCUUCUCUUCUCCACCUGCAUCAUGAUCGCAGUGGUGAACAUAGUACCCAACAUCAUAGGCAACAUUAAAACCAUACUGCAGGUUAUCAAGUGCAUCUGCAAGAAUUCCUCUGACAGCCUUCUGAAUUCAACUGCCCUGCUAGAGAAAGUUUCCUGGGAGUUUGGGGAUGCAAUCCAAGAAACCAUUCAUCCCAUUCAUAAACCUAUGAAUGGACAUUUUCGCUUUUCGUUGCUUCAGAACAGGUCCUUGAUUUACCAAAAAAUGCACCUUGCUGGUGAAAAAAUUAGCAGAGAGUUCUUGUCUGUUGAGAUUUUGGUCAAAGACUCAAUACAAGUAGCCAACAGACUGGCUGCUGCCUUCUUCAUGCUCUAUCUCUGUUUUGAAUCCACCUGGUAUUUGAAGAAUUAUCUCACCAACCUCCGCUUUGACAAUUUUUACAUCACCAAGAAGCUGGAGCGUUUAGCCAUGGACAGAAGAGCAGCUCAUCUCCUGGUGGGCUCAUCCAAAAAACUCAUCCGACCAACAGGCUUGAAGCUGUCCUGGGAGGAAGCGAUGCUGUGCCUCAUGCAAGCCAUGCUGGUCACUGUGGCCCUGAUGCUGAUGCUGGUGGUCGUGGCCAUGGACCACUUUGCGUUCAGCGUGGCAGACACAGCGGUGAGAAGGGCAGCUCAGUUCUCUGCAGUGCCUGUCACUCUCAACAUCAAAUACAAGGUUGAAAUAGGGAUCAUGCCCUUUCUAUUCAAAGUUUUUGGGCGUCCUUCUGAAAAAUUACUGCUCGGGGACUUCAACAGGACCUACCACCAUCAUCUGAUCUUGAGCUCUGCCCACUGCAGGAUCAGCCCUCCCACACCUCCCAACCCCUCUGUGCUGCUCGUUGUGGGGCUGCUUUUCUGCAUCCUCUACGGCACCGUGUUCCUGGAAACCUACGCACGCCGCCUGUGCCGGAACAUCGCAGCCUCCUUCUUCCAGAGCUGGGAGGAGAAGAGAGUGCUUUACCUGUACAGGAAACUGUCUAGGAGGCACAGAAAGGAGCAAAACUGUGUGAAGGAUGCUUUGGGAAGUCAGGGGGAUGUCUGACACCACAGCAUGGGCUUCUGCCAUAGGGUCACACAUUUAAUUUUCCAGAGUGAGAGAAGUGUUUGGAAGU
Messenger RNA from Poecile atricapillus (Black-capped chickadee), 2875 nucleotides. RefSeq names its product osteoclast stimulatory transmembrane protein (gene OCSTAMP). NCBI's taxonomy places the organism in Eukaryota, Metazoa, Chordata, Aves, Passeriformes, Paridae. The record is from RefSeq and is a predicted model, not a curated record. Bases 1357 to 2805 code for a protein of 482 amino acids. The transcript has 3 exons. Gene Ontology annotation, cellular component: membrane.